Molecule: messenger RNA, 2160 nt
Organism: Frankliniella occidentalis (western flower thrips)
Lineage: Eukaryota; Metazoa; Arthropoda; Insecta; Thysanoptera; Thripidae
Gene: AP-2mu
Product: AP-2 complex subunit mu
Exons: 8
Coding region: 178-1512 (444 amino acids)
Biological process (GO): intracellular protein transport; clathrin-dependent endocytosis
Cellular component (GO): AP-2 adaptor complex; cytoplasmic vesicle
Molecular function (GO): clathrin-cargo adaptor activity
Source: RefSeq, a predicted model, not a curated record
CAACAUGACAGGAAGCUUGCUUGACGAGUUGAAGUUGAAGUGAGGUUUUGUAGGUUGUUUGCAGCUUUAGUGGGCGGCAUCCGUCAGUUCCUCAGAGAUCAUCACUGUCAAAUCAAAUGACAGUUCUUCUUUAGGCCUCUUUCAACGGAUAACUGGUGCUGGUACUAAGGACUAACAAUGAUUGGGGGGUUGUUUGUAUACAACCACAAGGGGGAGGUGCUCAUAUCACGGGUUUACAGAGAUGAUAUUGGAAGGAAUGCAGUUGACGCUUUCCGUGUCAAUGUCAUUCACGCACGGCAACAAGUACGCUCACCCGUUACCAAUAUUGCUCGCACUUCCUUCUUUCACAUCAAGCGUGCAAACAUUUGGCUAGCUGCUGUAACAAAGCAGAAUGUCAAUGCUGCUAUGGUUUUUGAGUUCCUUCUGAAGAUUGUUGAUGUUAUGCAGUCCUAUUUUGGAAAGAUCUCUGAAGAAAACAUCAAGAACAAUUUUGUUCUAAUUUAUGAACUCCUUGAUGAAAUCCUGGACUUUGGUUACCCUCAAAAUUCAGAUACUGGUGUUCUAAAGACUUUCAUUACCCAGGCUGGUAUUAAAUCACAGACCAAAGAGGAGCAAGCACAAAUCACCUCUCAAGUAACUGGGCAAAUUGGAUGGCGGCGAGAGGGUAUUAAGUACCGCCGCAAUGAAUUAUUCCUGGAUGUUUUGGAGUAUGUGAAUUUGCUCAUGUCACCCCAAGGUCAAGUCUUGUCUGCUCAUGUUGCUGGAAGAGUGGUGAUGAAAUCAUACCUCUCAGGAAUGCCAGAAUGUAAAUUUGGCAUCAAUGACAAAAUUGUAAUGGAAGCCAAAGGAAAAUCUUUGGUGACAAGUGGAGGGGCUGGUGGCCUUGCAGGGGGAGAUGAUCCUGCACGAUCUGGGAAGCCUGUUGUUGUCAUUGAUGACUGCCAGUUCCAUCAAUGUGUGAAACUGUCCAAGUUUGAAACUGAACAUGCCAUCAGCUUCAUACCUCCUGAUGGAGAGUUUGAACUUAUGCGUUACCGAACCACCAAGGAUAUUUCCCUCCCAUUCCGAGUUAUUCCUCUAGUACGUGAAGUAGGACGCACAAAAAUGGAAGUGAAAGUUGUGCUCAAAAGUAAUUUCAGACCAGCUCUGCUUGGCCAAAAGAUUGAAGUGAAAAUCCCAACACCUCUUAAUACUUCUGGAGUCCAGCUGAUUUGUUUGAAAGGAAAGGCAAAGUACAAGGCUUCUGAAAAUGCCAUCAUGUGGAAGAUCAAACGUCUUGCAGGAAUGAAAGAGACACAAUUGUCAGCUGAAAUUGAACUCUUAGAGACAGACACCAAGAAGAAGUGGACCAGACCCCCUAUUAGCAUGAACUUUGAGGUUCCAUUUGCUCCCUCAGGUUUCAAAGUUAGAUAUCUGAAAGUAUUUGAAUCAAAGCUUAACUAUUCAGACCAUGAUGUUGUCAAGUGGGUCCGUUACAUUGGUCACAGUGGAUUGUAUGAAACCAGGUGCUGAAUUUACCAUUGUGGAAGAUACAAAAGUUAUUUGUGAGUUCAAAUAUCUUGGUGUUGUAUGUUUGCCAUUAUAAUCAUUCCCAGUCACUUGUGGAGAUAGGAGUUUAAGACAUUUUACGUAAGUGUGAGUCAAAACUUUGAAAUCGUUGUUUUGUUUUUAAUCUUUGUGCAAUAGGGCAUUUUGUUACUUGUGUGGCUAUUUGCUCUCUAGUUAAAUGCAAUAAUGUUGUUAAUUCAGUUUCUUUAAACUGAAUAUGAGAGAUCUGUUAAACAAUGAAAUGUACCGUUUUGACUAUUUACCCAGUAUUAGAUCUGGAUCACAUUUAGUCAACUCUGUAUGCUUGUGAUAGCUAUCAAUUUUAUGCAAAUAUUUUGCCAUUUGAAUCAUACGUACUAAAUGAAUUUUGAUUUGCAUCUGUUAAUCCAGUGAUAUCAUGUGAAAUGCAAGCCUGCAGUCAUAUUUUAGCAUCGUCAAAAAUGGUUUUAUGAAGUAUAUUAAGCUACCAAGCUUGUUUUAGAAAUAAUGUUGUUGUAAAUGUGAACAUAAUCAUUCAUAUGUAGAUAAAUCUAUGUAUACAAAGUAUAUAAAUACCAAUGUUAGUGGAAUUCUCAGAAGUAAUCUGAUAAUAAAAUUAUGGAUCACUGAUAA